Penicillium salamii is the source of this 2649-nucleotide messenger RNA. The record is from the annotation of a GenBank genome assembly. Lineage: Eukaryota; Fungi; Ascomycota; Eurotiomycetes; Eurotiales; Aspergillaceae.
AUGGGGUUCUAUGCCACUGUGAUCGCCAAUCUGCUGAUCCCAGUGGGCAUCCUGGUCUUUUCCUCGGGCUUCUUCCCAUAUAAGCCACUGAUCCCGGGACUGGCAACCUUGGAGACGGACGAUGCAGCUCCUGCGAUCUUCGACAAGGUCAUUUUUAUGGUGGUGGAUGCACUACGAAGCGAUUUUGUAUAUUCGAAUGAAUCAGGGUUCCAGUUUACGCAAAGUCUGAUUCGUUCCGGUGCAGCAUUGCCGUUCACGGCAUAUGCAGGUUCUCCAACCGUCACAAUGCCUCGAUUGAAAGCGAUCACCACCGGGUCCGUCCCAUCUUUCUUAGACGUGAUUCUGAACAUUGCGGAAUCAGACACUUCGUCCACAUUGGCAUACCAAGACACAUGGCUGGCCCAGUUAAAAGCAACCGGGGGACGACUUGUCAUGUAUGGGGACGAUACUUGGCUGAAGCUAUUCCCAGGGAUGUUUGAUCGCGCCGAUGGAACUACCAGCUUUUUCGUGUCGGACUUUACGGAAGUAGAUCAGAAUGUGACUCGACACGUCUCAGAUGAGCUUGCCCAGGACGAUUGGUCUGCUUUUAUUAUGCAUUACCUGGGGCUCGAUCACAUUGGACACAAAGCUGGUCCCAAAAGUCCCUUCAUGGUACCCAAGCAGCAUGAGAUGGAUGAUGUGGUGAAUGAAAUCUACACUGCCUUGCAACGGGAACAACACCUCCAGUCCACACUUUUCGUCCUAUGUGGAGACCAUGGCAUGAAUGAAGCCGGGAAUCACGGCGGGUCUUCCACUGGCGAGACAUCGCCUGCAUUGCUUUUCAUGUCGCCCAAAUUUGAAACACUCGGCGGCCGAGAAAGCCCCGUGGAGCCAUCGGGGGACAUGGCAUACUAUAAAACAGUUGAGCAAGCUGACAUUGCCCCUACGCUAGCAGGACUCCUAGGUGUUCCAAUUCCCCUGAACAGUCUAGGUGUAUUCAUCCCGGAUUUCUUAGGAAUGUGGAAUCAGAGUAUGUAUUGGUCGCUGAAAGGACACUCUGGGCUCGGACUGACGUUGGCGAUAGGUUCUCAUCAAAUUCGCAUCCAAUAUCAAAAUGCGAAACAGUUGCUGAAUACACUAACGACCACAUUCCCGGGCUCUUCAUUCGAUCCUGCAAGUAUAGCACCCUGUGAAUCUGGGGCUGCAUCUGGAAUUGAAGAUGCCCAAUGUGCAUGGGCUCGGGUCCAACACAUUCUCGCCGAUGGUCCUGAAACGUAUCCCCAUCCAGCAGCCGGUCCAGCCUUGGCGCAGUUCUCGAAGACUGCGCAGGAUGUGAUGAGCCGCACUGCGAGUAAUUACGAUGUAUCCAGACUGGGCUUGGGGCUCUUGAUCACCGCACUGGCAGCCUUGUUUGUCCUUCCAACCACCGUCAGGGAGUGCACCCGGCGAGGCCCACCGGGGCUCUUCUUGACGAUGAUGGUCAUAGCCUAUGGGAUCAUGAUGUUCGCAAGCAGCUAUGUGGAAGAAGAGCAACAGUUUUGGUAUUGGAUUUGUUCCGGAUGGGUCUUCUACCUGUACAUCAAAUCACAAUCUGCCAGACCAGGGCGCACCCGCUCAGACUUCAUGUCGUGGUCAGGACCAUGCUCCAUCCUGCUUCUCGCCAUCUGCCAACGACUAUUGCGACGAUGGAACCAGACAGGACAGAAAUUCGCCGCAGAGCCUGAUAUUGCUCAUACCUUCUUUGGGCGUCACCUGGAAAUCUUCUGGGCCCUCCUUGCUCUCACAUAUCUAGACGCCGGUCAUGGAAUUGUCCGCAAGACGCGCCUCCCAGGGCUCUACAAACUAGGCGCGCUCGUCCCCGCUGUCUUGGCGUUCACUUUCAAGGUGCAUUUUGUUGCAUCAGAAUCCCCCGAACUUUUGGACGGGACGUUCAUCUCCCAUAUUGCCAAGGAAUGGCCUUACACUAUGUCCCUGGUCCUUCAUGCUAGACUCGUGUUUUAUGGACUUGCCAUCGUUACUGUGCCAACACUGUUGGGCAGCAAAUUCUGUAGCUCUGUUCAAGGUAGGCUUUCUUUAUUGAAAUACCAUCUCCUGCCCUGGAGUGCAUGGCUGAUCACAGAUACAGCACCGCACGAAAGCAUCCAUGCAGCCUUACAUGUCUUCCUCAUGACACAGUCUCGUGCCACGAAUAUCCCACUCUUCCUUCUCUUCCGAGUCACUGCCCGGAUUCUCUCUUCCAUGGACUUGACCGGGAUUGAAGUUACCAUAACCACGAUGAUCUUCCAAUACAUGUCCUUUUUCGCCUUUGGUGGCUCAAACGCCAUCUCCUCCGUGGAUCUGGCCAGUGCCUAUAAUGGCGUCGGGAGCUACAACGUUGGGUUGGUCGGUGUUUUGACCUUUGUGAGUAACUGGGCGGGCCCUAUCUGGUGGGCCUCGCAGAGCCACCGCUUGCGGCCUCGGGGUAUCCACGACGCCUCCGCCUUGUUGACUUUCCAUGUUGCCAUGUCCACGGUCUCUGUCAUGGCCGCCUGCACUGCGCUCCGAACUCAUCUGUUCAUCUGGACGGUCUUUUCACCGAAAUAUCUCUACAGUAUGGCGUGGGCAAUUCCCAACCAUGUUGCUGUCAACUUACUGGCCGAGGUCGUGUUCUCUCAAGGUCAAGCUUCAUAA